This is a messenger RNA of Haliaeetus leucocephalus (bald eagle), 2643 nucleotides long. It is a transcript of the gene SEMA4B, whose product is annotated as sema domain, immunoglobulin domain (Ig), transmembrane domain (TM) and short cytoplasmic domain, (semaphorin) 4B. Gene Ontology annotation, molecular function: semaphorin receptor binding; chemorepellent activity. The record is from RefSeq and is a predicted model, not a curated record. NCBI's taxonomy places the organism in Eukaryota, Metazoa, Chordata, Aves, Accipitriformes, Accipitridae. Gene Ontology annotation, biological process: neural crest cell migration; negative regulation of axon extension involved in axon guidance; axon guidance. The coding region runs from base 1 to 2643 and encodes 880 amino acids. The transcript has 15 exons.
AUGGCCGCAUGGGGCUUGUGGUUGGUGGGAGGGAGGAGCUGGCGAGCUGCUCCCCUGGAAGCGCUGGAUGUGCCUCCAGCAGCCGGGCCAUCUGAUUCAGAGCGGCUGCGGGAGAGGAAGGGCUUCCGGGGCCAGGCCACCCACGCGGGACGGGUGCGCGGGCGCUCUGUGACUCAGCCUGCAGCCUCUGCCCUGGCGGCCAGCACGGGCAGCCACUCGGGCCGCCCCAUGAGCCAGGACUCGGCUGAGCGGGUUGUGCAGCGGUUCGAGGUGCCCGGCGUGUCCAACUACACGGCCCUGCUACUGAGCCCGGAUGGUGGCACCCUCUACUUGGGGGCGCGUGAGCUGCUCAUUGCCGUCAACACCAGCCAUUUCCAGCCCGGGGCACCAGCUCGCAGGCUGCCGUGGAGUGCUGAUGAUGAGAAGAAGAGGCAGUGCGUGUUCAAGGGCAAGGACCCCCAGAGAGACUGUCACAACUACAUCAAGAUGCUGCUGCAGCUGAACAGCACCCACCUCUACACCUGUGGGACCUGUGCCUUCAGCCCGGCCUGCGCCUACAUCAAUGUGCAGCACUUCAGCCUGGAGCGGGACGUGUCGGGGAAGGUGCUGCUGGAGGACGGGAAGGGACGUUGCCCCUUUGACCCCGAGUACCGGUCCACAGCCGUCAUGGUCGACGGCGAGCUCUACGCCGGGACUGUCAGCAACUUCCAGGGCAAUGAGCCGACCAUCUACCGCAGCCAGGAGAGCCGCAUUGCCCUCAAGACAGAGAACUCCCUCAACUGGCUGCAGGACCCAGUCUUCGUGGGCUCAGCCUACCUGCGGGAGAGCCUGCCUGCCGGCAACCCUGAAGGCGAUGAUGACAAGGUCUACUUCUUCUUCAGCGAGACGGGCAAGGAGUUCGACUACUUUGAGAACACCAUCGUCUCCCGCAUCGCGCGUGUGUGCAAGGGGGACCAGGGAGGGGAGCGCGUGCUGCAGCGGCGAUGGACGACCUUCCUGAAGGCACAGCUGCUCUGCUCGCACCCCGAGGACGGCUUCCCCUUCAACGUGCUGCAGGAUGUCUUCGUGCUCACGCCAGGGGAGCUGCGCUGGAGGGAGACGCUAUUCUAUGGGGUCUUCACCUCGCAGUGGAACAAGGGUGGCCUGGGCAGCUCGGCCGUGUGCGCCUUCCCCAUGCGCAGCGUGCAGCGAGCCUUCGGCGGGCUCUACAAGGAGGUGAACCGCGAGACACAGCAGUGGUACACGGACACCGGCCCCGUGCCGGAGCCCCGACCAGGCAUGUGCAUCACCAGCCACACGCGGCACCUGAAGAUCAACUCAUCCCUCCAGAUGCCAGACCGAGUGCUGAACUUCAUCAAGGACCACUUCCUGAUGGACAGCCCCGUGCGCAGCCAGCCGCUGCUGCUGCAGAGCCGCCUGCGGUACCAGCAGAUCGGCGUCCACCGCGCACAGGGCCUCCACAGCACCUACGACAUCCUCUUCCUGGGCACAGAUGAUGGACGGUUGCACAAGGCUGUGCGCGUGAACCACGGGGUGCACAUCAUCGAGGAGAUCCGCCUCUUCCCCGCUGGCCAGCCCGUUCUCCAGCUGCUGCUGGACCAGGACCAGGGCCUGGUCUAUGCAGCCACCUACACGGCGGUGGCUCAGGUGCCCUUCGCCAACUGCAGCCUGUACCGCAGCUGCGGCGAGUGCGUGCUGGCGCGGGACCCCUUCUGUGCCUGGAGCCGGGGUGCCUGCCGCAAGACCAGCCUGCACCCCCCAGCGCACCCCCAGCUCUGGGCACAGGACAUCGAGGACGCUGACACGGAGCGGCUCUGCCAGCUGGCCAACACCUCCCAGCCCCGGCCCCGUGUCCUCCUGCCCCCAGUCUCGGGCGCCUCAUGCCAGCGGAUCCAGCUGCCGCCCAAUGCGGUACGGCCGCUGCCGUGCCGGCUGCUCUCCAACCUGGCCUCGCGGCGCUGGCUGCACGAUGGGGCGCCCGUCAAUGCCUCCUACCUGGUGCUGCCCGAUGGGGCCCUCAUCCUGGUGGGCAGCCCCGAGCGGGCAGGUACCUAUGAGUGCUGGUCGCUGGAGGAGGGCUUCCGCAAGCUGAUGGCCAGCUACUGUGUGAGUGUGCAGGAGCCAGCCCGUGGGCUGCCGGACCCCAACAGGAAGGUGGCUGCUGGCCGGGACGCCCUGGAGACUGUCAGCACGUCCCGGAGCACCUCAGCGGUGGGCAGUGCUGCAGCCCGGUUGGACGGCAAGACCUACUGGACUGAGUUCCUGGUGAUGUGCGUGCUCUUUGCCGCCGCUGUCUUUGUGCUGGCCCUCUUCCUCCUGCACCGGCACCGUGAUGGCAUGAAAGCCUUGCUGGAGCCCGGUGACCCUGGCCGGCACCAGAAGCCGCCCCGCAAGCCGGUGGAGAGCCUUCCCCUGAAUGGCAGCAGCCUGCCCAACGCGGCGUCUGAGCACAAGGGCUACCAGGCUCUGCAGGACAACUACAUCGUCAGCACCCCUGUGCAUGAGCCCCCAGGCCCCCCACGCGCCUUCUCCGAGUCAGAGAAGAGGCCCCUCCACAUCCGGGACAGCUUCGUGGAGGUGUCUCCCGCCUGCCAAAGACCCCGGGUGCGCCUGGGCUCCGAGAUCCAGGACUCGGUGGUGUGA